CGGUAGUGCACCAAUUCGCUGGAUGCCAACCGCCGUAAAGCUAUAAGAAGAAGAAGGAAAACGAGUAAGACGAACGCAAAUCACGGCGCUCAUAAACAUUAUUUACUAUAUUUAUCCUUAAGUUCUGAGAGAUUUCUGAAGAAUACAAAGAAAAUCAUUGCGGAGAACCUGCAUAAAUACGAAACUGGCUCCUCCACUGCCUGUUACGAUGCCUGCUCUACUGGAGAGACCAAAGCUGUCCAAUGCGAUGGCCAGAGCCCUACAUAAGCAUAUCAUGAAAGAGAGAGAGAGGAAAAGACAAGAAGAGGAAGAAGUGGAUAAGAUGAUGGAACAAAAACUGAAAGAAGAGGAGGAAAGGAAACGAACUAAAGAAAUGGAGGAGCAAAUGUCUUUGGAAGAAACUAAAGAACAGGUUCAAAAAAUGGGGGAAAAAUUGCAGAUUUUGCAAGAGGAGAAACAUCAUCUCUUCUUACAGCUUAAAAAAGUGCUUCAUGAGGAGGAGAAGCGUAGAAGAAAGGAGCAACGUGAUAUUACAACACUGCCCUCAGCCGGUUACCAGCCCAGCUUAACUCUGCACUCAGGACAGCAUCUACUCAGCAUACAAGGCAGUCCAGUGAGUCACAAUAGAGCUGGUGCUCUAUUAGGGGAGCGCAGUAAACAGCUGUUUCAGACACCUCUGAUGCCUGGCCAUCACUUCCCAGGCCAGCCAGGUUUUCCCCCUGGUUCCUCUGAGUAUGGGCAGUUCUCGAGUAGCACUGCCAUCCAUGAGCCAUUUGCUGUCACUCAGGCCCAGCAUCACACCUCUUAUGGACCUGCUGCUUCUGUGCCCAUCAGUUUUGCAGGCACCACCCAGAUAAGAGGGGCAUCACCAUUCCAGAGCAUGCCAUUCCUGCCUCAAGGUUAUGCUGUCCACAGCCAUUUCACCACCCAGCCAGGAUUCAUCCCUAGUGCUAGUAUCCCCCUCCAGAAACAGCUUGAACAUGCCAAUCAGCAGUCUGGCUUUACUGACUCAGCUGCUCUUAGACCCAUCCAUCCACAGGCUUUACAUGUGAGUGCAACCGGUCUGAUGCCCACUCCAACCAUGGCUGUCCAGAUCCCUGCUGCCAAUGCUCCAUUCCAGAAUUCAUCUCAACCAGCAUCACGGCAUGCUUUCCUCCCUCACACUGGACAGAGAUUCUUUCACCAUGGAAAACCUCAUUAGCUUCUAAAAGUAUAAUAUUUACAAGGUACCAGGCUACAGAAAACUCUUUUCUGAGGCUCACCUUAAGAGAGCUGAAAGCCACUUCUUUUGAAUUUGUUUUUCUAACAUUGUAAUAAAUGACCCAUGCAGCAAAUAUUGCUGGUUUAUAAACAUUGUUGAUAAUAAAUAAUAAGGAAUUGUCUUACACUUGAUGAAUCUAAGAAAAGAUGUCAUGGUUUUCUGAUGGUUAAUAAUAAAAAAAAAAAAACAGGUGCUACUGUAUGUCAGAGGAUUGACAUAAAACUCAAGAGCCAAAGGUUGAACAACAAAUCACUGUCUGUGUAUUUUAACUUAAAGUUUAAAGUGUUAAUAAUGCAAAUGAGAUCCUCCCACAUUACAUAAAUACUUUACCAAACAACAGUUAAGUUUGUCUUUUAAUGCCUUUUUCUUGGAGUUUGCCAACAGCAGCCAAUAUGGUCAAUAUAUUACAACACCAGAAUGCAUCAGAAACAGAAAUAAAGACAUGAUUUAUAUGUGCUCUUUUUAAUAUUGGGUUGUCUUGUUAGAAACCAAAUUUGUAUUUAUUUUUGUCUUAAUCACAGUAUUGGAACAAACAAAAAAACUUAACUUACUGUAGUCAAGUCAAGGGUAAUGUGCAUGACUGUCAAAUCAGGCCUGCAUAGGAUAUGACUGAUUUUAAAGGGGAGAAGUACCAUUUUUUCAAAAUGUCAUCAAACCCUCAAAUUUAAAAGACAGGAAUUGGGGUACUUGAUUGUUUGUCCUUCAAACAUGAACAGCAAGCAUUAAGCAAAGCACUACAGGUCGAGACUGAGUACAUUAUAGGCAGAAGUAUGUGUCUGUUUAUUUCUACUAAAGAUAAGGCUAAUGAAACCUCCUUCCACUUCAGAACAUACUCAAACAGCCAAAACUUGGGAAAUUUUGAUAAAAUGGUGAUGCUGGCUUUCCCUGUGUUAUCAGUCUUAUCAGGGGAGAGGGAGUGUGGGGAGAGAGGGGGAGGAGCAAAAAGUGAUCCAAAGUCUUACUGCAUCAUCCAUCUAUAUACACCAAGUUGUGUGAUAUUGUCACCCCCUGCCAAGGGUAUUUUGCUUUAAGCUACUGGAAGAUAAAAGGGAAGUUAAGCAGAGCACUUGGUCCUGUAGUGAAGACACAAAACUGCAUCCUAUAACUCGCGUCAUUGCCUUUGUAUCGGUCAUUUACAGGAGAUUCUGCACUGGAGUUUUUUUACCCUCCCUUUGCACUAUAAUUGCUCAUAAAUAAAAUUAACCACAUAACAGACCUCUUAUAGCUAUUUACCAUUGUGAUUUAAGUUAGCAAAGAACAUAUGAGGGGUAGUUAUCUUAAAA
Sinocyclocheilus grahami is the source of this 2544-nucleotide messenger RNA. RefSeq names its product G protein pathway suppressor 2-like. Gene Ontology annotation, cellular component: transcription regulator complex. The record is from RefSeq and is a predicted model, not a curated record. Gene Ontology annotation, molecular function: transcription coregulator activity. The coding region runs from base 209 to 1201 and encodes 330 amino acids. Gene Ontology annotation, biological process: regulation of transcription by RNA polymerase II. The transcript has 11 exons. Lineage: Eukaryota; Metazoa; Chordata; Actinopteri; Cypriniformes; Cyprinidae.